Molecule: messenger RNA, 1735 nt
Organism: Coregonus clupeaformis (lake whitefish)
Lineage: Eukaryota; Metazoa; Chordata; Actinopteri; Salmoniformes; Salmonidae
Product: anionic trypsin-1
Exons: 5
Coding region: 821-1585 (254 amino acids)
Biological process (GO): proteolysis
Molecular function (GO): serine-type endopeptidase activity
Source: RefSeq, a predicted model, not a curated record
AGUAUAGAGCCAAAUUAAAAGUUUUAGCUUCACUGUCCAAAUAAAUAUGUAGGGGAGUGUACACCUAGCUGGUGAUUAACCAGUAGCUGGCAAACUGUACAUGACAGACAUUUAGCCUUUUGAAUUGGCAUGUGGCACAGAAGGACACGUACCCAUGGCUGGCCAUAUGCAGUAUCAAAAGGACCACGGCUACUUAACAGCCUGUGCUCAUCCAACAAAGUCUAUUCGCUUUCCUAUCGUUGCAUCUUACAGAACAACUAAUUAUUCUAUUGAAUGCACUGAUUGCAAAACAUUUUCAGUGUGCAAAUCAUCCUUCUGUCUGCUACUAUUCACAUUUUACUCAUAGAGCCUUCCUUAUCUCUGCUACUAUUCUUUAGUACUCUUGGUAUGCCCUUGAAUAUAGGCCAGGAGCUGUGGGAGAAAUGGCCACCUGUCAUGUUAGAACUGGUGCCUGAAAAGUACAACAAGAAUUUCCCCCGCUUCUAUAAGGUCUCAAUGAUCCUACCACUCUGACAAUCUGGCCAACAGCACAACUGUUUCAACACUAAACACUUUCUGUCCCAAGUCCCAAGGUUGAAACGGCUGCAGCUGUGACUUAUUCCAAUAACAAAAUGUCUCAAAAAGCAUGAUGAAAUUGGCGUGAGGAAUGGGAUAAACGCAUGCUCGGAGUACUUGGCAGAAUGGAAGGGGGGUUUGUGAUAAGAUGAGGCAUGAAGGGGCAGGAGCGUUUGGAAAGGGGGCAGGGCAGGGUGGAGGGAUAGCAGUUGAGAUAAAAGUAUAAAUGUAGCAAAUCGCAGAGUGCACAUCUCCAGUCUGAUGAAUGAAGACUUGUCUCCGCAGCACAAUGAUUGGCCUGAUUGUACUCACACUCCUGGGGGCUGCAGUGGCAGCUCCUAUGGAUGACAGGAUCGUGGGGGGUUAUGAGUGUGAGGCUCACUCCCAGCCUUGGCAAGCCUCUCUUAACAUUGGCUACCACUUCUGUGGCGGCUCCCUCAUAAACGACCAGUGGAUCAUCUCUGCCGCCCACUGCUGGAUGAAUCCUUGGAGUCAGCUUGCCAUCCUGGGUGACCACCACAUCUGGAAGCACGAGGGUACGGAGCAGUACAUGUCUGUGGACGCCAUCUACUGGCACCAGAGCUACAACUACCAGACCCUGGACCACGACAUUAUGCUGUUGAAGCUGGCCCACCCUGUCACUCUCAAUGAGUUUGUCAAGCCCAUCGCCCUGCCCACGGCCUGCCCCAAGGCUGGGGACAUGUGUGUGGUGUCUGGAUGGGGAAACAUCUACACCGACUCUGUGUUCAACCCAUUUAACCUGCAGUGUGUGGACAUCCCCAUCCUGUCUAAUAAGGACUGUGAGGGGUCCUACCCUGGCCAAAUCACUGAUACCAUGGUGUGUGCCGGAUACCUGGAGGGAGGCAAGGACUCCUGUCAGGGUGACUCUGGCGGUCCCCUGGUGUGUAACGGAGAGCUGCAUGGCAUCGUGUCCUGGGGUGUUGGCUGUGCCCAGCCCAACUACCCUGGUGUCUACACCAAGGUCUGUGCCCUGCUGCCCUGGAUCCAAGAGACCAUCACCAACUACUAGCCUGUGCCCUCCCCACCAGAGUAGAGAGAAAGAGAGAGGGAGAGAGAGAGAGAGAAGAAGAUUAAGUAGAGAGAGAUAGAAGGCUGAUGUUGAUACAUGCAGGAAGACAAAGGGACAUCUAGUCAAUAAAAUGACAUCUUUCACUUCAGA